Saccostrea cuccullata (small rock oyster) is the source of this 732-nucleotide messenger RNA. RefSeq names its product mitochondrial pyruvate carrier 1-like. NCBI's taxonomy places the organism in Eukaryota, Metazoa, Mollusca, Bivalvia, Ostreida, Ostreidae. The record is from RefSeq and is a predicted model, not a curated record. Gene Ontology annotation, biological process: pyruvate import into mitochondria. Gene Ontology annotation, cellular component: mitochondrial inner membrane. The coding region runs from base 1 to 453 and encodes 150 amino acids. The transcript is spliced from 5 exons.
AUGAUGGAGAAAGAAAUACUCUGGUAUUUUCUUCAUUUUUGGGGACCAGUUGCAAAUUGGGCCAUUCCUUUGGCAGCUAUAGGGGAUUUCCAGAAAGACCCAGAACUGAUCAGUCCAUACAUGACCCCAGCCCUCAUUGGCUACUCCUCGGCCUUUGCCAGGUUUGCGUGGAUGGUCAAACCUCGUAAUCUGCUGCUCCUGGCCUGUCACAUGACCAACAUUAGUGCUCAGUGCGUCCAAGCCUGUAGAUACGUCAACUACUUCUAUUUGACGAAGCCAGAGGAUAGAAAGAAACACCAUAUAGAGGUGGUAGAGAAAGAGAUUCACACCCACCCCGAGCAGUACCCUAAAGUCCACAUCAAGGACCACCCCUCCCCACGGGAACAGGCGGAGGAGGUCAAGGAAUUUGACGCCGCCUACAAACUACCAAAAGAGACCCCCGUCAUUACUUAACUUAGAUGUCUCUUAGAGGAAAUUUAAUUAAUAUCAAGGAUUUUUUUAUUUUUAUUUAUGUUAAUUGUUUUGUACAAUCAACUUUGUUGAUGAUAUUCUAGAAGAUGUCUUCUUUAAAAUCAAUUUUGACAGGGCUUAUGCAUAUGUAAAAGAGCAGUAAAAAAUGAGAAAAGUGAGAGGAACAAAAAGUUUUAAAUAAUGACAGACUCUUUAAAGAAGCAAAAUUCUUCUCAGUAAUGAUUAUAUAUUUCAUGUUUUAAGUCUGCUGUUUAGAUCUGU